AUGCAAUAUUUAAAUCUUUUUCAACAUGAAUACGUCUUAAAGAAUCAAGAAAAUCAAGAAAAUCAAAAAUCAAAUAUCAACACCAACACUACUAUUAACACUACUAUUAACACUAACACUACUACAGCUAUUAACAAAAAUAAUAAUCUUAAUAUCUCUAAAAACCCGAACAGUAUCAAUGACUUACCAAGUAAAAACCAAUUUUACCUGUCUUUCUCACCCUCCUUUUCCUCCUCCUCGUCUUCGUCCUCAUUCAAUAAAAACAAGUCUCUAAGUGAUAUAAGUAGCAACUCAAGCAGCCAAUUUUCAAACAACACCACCGAGUCCACUACAGUUCCGACUUCACCUUUAAAUUUUGACAACAAAUCUAAAAACCACCAAAAUCAAUCAUUAACACAAUUUCCAAACAAAAAAUCAAUCAAAAACCCUCUAUUAAACUACAGCACCAACCUAUACAGUCACCACGACGCCAACGACGCCAACGCCAUUAACUCAAAUAUUGCUGCUUUUCCCACUGACAACACUUCUCAAACAUCGCUAAAUGACUCUAUUCAUAAUACAAAUACAAACAACUUCAUCGCCUCCCAGAUCCAAUCAAAAUUUAUCUUGGCUGAAUCGAUCAUUACAACAACUGCCAUCUUACUAGAAACAAUCUACUUGAAAAUCUCACUAAACAACAUCAAAAACCACUCAAAUUUAAACAAAUCUGACAACUUGAUCGAUCUAAUUAAUUUUAUCAAAAUCAUUUUAAAAAGAUCAAAAUUCUCUCACAGCACUCUAACUGUUUGUCUUUACUACCUCGUCCGCUUAUCAAACGCCAUUGAUCUCAACUACAAUAACUUGAAUCUCUUUUUAAUCUCAAUUAAAUCAGACACUUCUCUACCAAAUGACUCAAAAGUCAACAAAAUAUUGUCCUAUUUAUCCGAAAACGUCUUAUUAUGCAAAAAAAAAACAUUUUUAGGUUGUUUAAUUCUAUCCUGCAAAUUCUUACAAGAUAAAAAUUACUCCCUAAAAUCUUGGUCUACAAUCUCAGGACUACCCAUCAACCAACUAAAUUCAAUUGGCAUCACUAUUUUCAAAAAUUUAAACCACAAUCUAUUUGUAAGACACAACAUGUUCACUAUCUGGUCAAAGAUUUUAUUACACUUUUACACGCUGCUAAUAAGUUCAAAUUUUAAUAGCGAAUUGGCAAAUUUAACCAUAGAAAGAAUUAAAGUGCUUAACACCUCUGCAACUAAUAGCGUCACCAAUUCUACCAUUAAUUCCACCAUCAAUGCUAAUUCCAAUACUAAUACUAAUACUAAUACUAAUACUAAUAACAGUACUACUAAUGGUAUUGAUACUAAAUUAUCAACAAUUAUAGCGACCAAAGCUGCAGCGAUCUCUUCGCGCUGGGCGCUUAUUGUUGAAAAUUUAAAUCCAGACGAUGAUUUUAAUUUAUUUUUAAAUUUUGAUUAUUUCGAGUUAUUAAUUAAUAACGGAUACAAAUAUAAAUUCAGGACAAAUGGAUACAGUGAAAACGAUGAGAUUGAAUACAAAAACAACUCAGAGUUGUUCAAAGAAGACGUUAGAAAACAUGGUAAACUAUUACCAUUAUCAAUCAAUAACCUAAGCACAUUGAACAAGAUUAAUUCAAUUCGAAAUGAUGAAAGAUUACAAAGGUUAAUUGAGAUGAAAUUAAAAAAUGGAAUGAAAAAAAGUCAAACGAAAAAUUUCAUUUUUAGUCAUCAUAAUCCUAAUAACAUUUCAAACAUUUCAAACAUUCCAAACGAUAAUGUGAAAUAUAAUAAUCUGAAAAAAAAUAAUAUUGGUAAUAAUAUUGACAAUAAUGAUAACACUGGAAAUGAAAAAAAUAUUAGUAAUUUAAUUGAUAAUUUAAAGGUUUUAUUUCCGAAAUUGAAUGUGGACUUAAGUCAAUAUGAAUCGAUCAAAGCAAAUAACAAAAUUAACACUAAAAUUAAUACUAAAAUUAACACCAAAAUCAAUCAUAAAGAACAGUUUAUUCAAUCAAAUAAGGAUGAUUAUUGCAAUCAAAUACCCAGUCCUAUAGUGAGUCAAGUGUUUAGUCAACUUGAUAAACACAUACCAAUACAGACCAACAGAGACAGCACAAAAUUGGAAAGUGAAAAAAAAAAUCAAAGUGAAAUUGAAAUUGAAAGUGAAAGUGAAAGUAAAAAACGGAAGUUUGGUGAGGAAACUAAUACUGGCAAUAAACUGCAAAUACAAAAGAUUAGAAAUACAAAUAGUAAAAAAACGACGGAAGCUUGCAUUAAUAAUUGUAUUAAUUCUGCUGCAGUUAGAAAUAAUAUUGGUAUUGAUAUUAAUGGAACUAGUAAUAAAAGAGUUAAAAUUUUUUAA
This is a messenger RNA of Ascoidea rubescens DSM 1968, 2358 nucleotides long. Its product is annotated as cyclin family protein. The coding region runs from base 1 to 2358 and encodes 785 amino acids. Lineage: Eukaryota; Fungi; Ascomycota; Saccharomycetes; Ascoideales; Ascoideaceae. Gene Ontology annotation, cellular component: cyclin-dependent protein kinase holoenzyme complex; nucleus. The transcript has a single exon. The record is from RefSeq and is a predicted model, not a curated record. Gene Ontology annotation, biological process: regulation of cyclin-dependent protein serine/threonine kinase activity. Gene Ontology annotation, molecular function: cyclin-dependent protein serine/threonine kinase regulator activity; protein kinase binding.